UAGCAAGAACCACAUUGAUUCAACAACUGUYCAAUCACAUAAGUUCCAUAGAAGUGGAAAAUGGUCCUUCUCAACCUUUGGCCCGAGUUUAUGAAAACGCUAUGGUGGUAUGUACCUGCAGGUGACUCUGAGUGUGUCCAGUGGUGUCCUGGCCAUCGAGGCCCUUGGAGAGGGGGACAAAGAGGGACAGGGAGAGAAAGAGAUCACUGUCCAGUCUACCAGCCUCUCUGACCUCAACAAUCUUCUGGGACAAAUMACCUACACCAGCACUGUGUACCGYAUGAGYACUGGAGAUCUGGCUCACUUCACGUUUGAACACCAUGAGGCUGUCUUCCCCAUUGUCARCCAGCAGACAUCAGUGCCUGUUUUAUAUGACAUAGGAAACGGUGAGAUCRCCCUMUAUUCCCUUGUAAUGUAG
This is a messenger RNA of Salvelinus sp. IW2-2015, 418 nucleotides long. The record is from RefSeq and is a predicted model, not a curated record. Lineage: Eukaryota; Metazoa; Chordata; Actinopteri; Salmoniformes; Salmonidae.